GCCAGGAGCAUCAUCUUAUAAAAUUAGAUGAAAAAAUGGUAUAUAAAGCCAUUGGUGUAGGAUCCAACAACAUUCAAGUGAUAAGCUCUGUAGAUAACAACAACAAUGCGGGUUCUCUUGAUAUUUUCAUUGGCAGUAACAGCUGUCUUGGCCGCUGACACUGUGCCAACCCCGACUGCUUUCCCCUUCAGUCGCGCUACGGCUAGUGCCUCAGUCGGUGCUUACAACCCUAACCGCUACAACGUCGGCAGAGUCACUAAGGCCCCAAGCGCCGGAAGUUACGACCCAGGCCGUUACAACGCGGGGCGCUACGACCCUGGUCGCUACAACCCCGGCAAAUACGACGGCAGUGGUCGUUACGUGCCUGAUCCCUCUGGUGCUUACAACGGUGACCGCGGAGACCGCGGUGGUGCUGGCGGUUUCUACAGCGGCUCAUCAGACAGAGGAGGUCCAGGCGGAGCUUAUGUAGGCAACAAGGACCAAGGAAGCAGGGGCGGCGCUGGUGGCCAAUAUGUCCCUGACAACAGUGGCGCAGUCAACUCUGGUGACAAAGUUGUCACUCCAGUAGAAGAAAACAAACCCACGGUUGAAGAAAAGCCCGUGUUAGUGGAACCCGAAGAUAAACCUGCUGUUGUUGAGCCCGUCAAGGAAGUCACAAAGGUCCCAGAAGUCGUCGUUGUCAGUUCUGCUGCACCCGUUACUAUCAAACCAGUGUACGUAAGCAGCACUCCCCUAUACGUCAGACCUACACCAACGUAUUUGCAGCCUUCAGUGAUCCCCAAGGUACCUGGGAACUACGAGUACCAAUACGGUAUCAUCCGUCAAGAGACUGACGUCCUUCCCGACGGAUACCACUAUCUCUAUGAGACUGAGAACAAAAUCCUCGCCGAGGAGGCUGGUAAAAUCGAGAAAAUUGAUAACGAAAGAGAAGGUCUCAGAGCUAGAGGUUUCUAUGAAUACGUCGGUCCCGACGGUGUUACUUACAGAGUAGACUACACAGCCGAUGAGAAUGGCUUUGUGGCCACCGGCGCUCACUUGCCUAAGUAAAUCUAGUCGUAAUAAUUGUAUAAUAGAAUGUUAAGUUUUCAGAGUUUCAAAUUCGAAAUUGUUAUGUAAAUAUAUACUUUAUUAAUCUA
This is a messenger RNA of Pararge aegeria (speckled wood butterfly), 1136 nucleotides long. It is a transcript of the gene CPR41, whose product is annotated as larval cuticle protein LCP-30-like. The coding region runs from base 106 to 1047 and encodes 313 amino acids. Gene Ontology annotation, molecular function: structural constituent of chitin-based larval cuticle. NCBI's taxonomy places the organism in Eukaryota, Metazoa, Arthropoda, Insecta, Lepidoptera, Nymphalidae. The record is from RefSeq and is a predicted model, not a curated record. Gene Ontology annotation, cellular component: chitin-based extracellular matrix. The transcript is spliced from 6 exons.